CAUCUUUCUCAAUCCCUCUCCAUAUCUCUUCUUCAUUACCUCUCUAAACCAAAUCAAGAAAUUAAAGAAAAACACAAAUAUGCAACUCCUCCUUUCGCUUCUGAUUAUGUUCGUCCUCCAUGUCCAUCCAACCCUCUCCGGCAGAUAUCUCCUCCCGGAAUACAGAGCCCUCCUCUCCAUCAAGUCCUCCAUCACUCACGACCCACAAUCAGCUCUUUCUACGUGGAACGCCUCCACUAGCCACUGCACCUGGUCGGGUAUUACAUGCCACCCUUCCCGUCGUCGCGUGACAAUCCUCGACCUCUCAGACCUUCGUCUCUCUGGUACUCUCUCCCCAGACCUGGCUCAUCUCCGUUUCCUCUCCAACCUCUCCGUCGCCUCCAAUCAACUCUCCGGGGCCAUCCCCGUCGAGCUCUCUUCCCUCUUCGCCCUCCGUGUCCUCAAUCUCUCCGACAAUCGCUUCAACGGCAUCUUCCCCUCCCAGCUCUCCCUCCUCAAGAACCUUCAGGUUUUGGAUCUCUACGACAACGACAUGACCGGUGACUUGCCCUUGGCCGUCACUCAAAUGCCCAACUUACGCCAUUUGCAUCUCGGCCGUAACUUCUUCUCGGGUGGGAUCCCGUCCCAGUACGGGCAAUGGGAGUUCCUGGAAUACUUGGCGGUAUCCGGUAACAUGCUCCAAGGUCCUAUACCGCAGGAGAUAGGAAACUUGACCAACCUCAGGGAGCUCUACAUUGGACAGUACACCAAUAUGUACGAAGGUGGCAUACCCCCAGAGAUCGGGAACCUAUCGGAACUAGUUCGUUUCGAAGCCAACGGCUGUCUUAACUUAUCCAGUGAGAGCUUCCCCUCCCAGCUCUCCCUCCUCAAGAACCUUCAGGCUUUGGAUCUCUCUCACAACCGCAUGACAGGUGACUUGCCCUUGGCCGUCACCCAAAUGCCCAACUUGCGCCAUUUGAAUCUAGGUGGUAACUAUUUCUCAGGUCGGAUAACGCCCCAGUUCGGGCAAUGGAAAUUCCUAGAAUACUUGGACGUAUCCAAUAACGAACUCGGAGGUCCUAUACCGCAGGAGAUAGGAAAUUUGACCAACCUCAGGGAGCUCUACAUUGGGUACUCAAAUAAGUAUGAAGGUGGCAUACCCUCGGAGAUCGGGAACCUAUUGGAACUAGUUAUUUUCGAAGCCAGAGACUGUAACUUAUCCGGCGAGAUACCACCGGAGAUCGGGAACUUGGUGAGCUUGAAAUCCUUGGACUUGUCGUAUAAUGUUUUUACAGGCGAGAUUCCUGAGUCUAUUGGCGACAUGCCGGAACUGGAGGAGUUGAGGUUGUGGGAGAACAACUUUACCGGGAUCAUUCCUCAGAGGCUGGGAAAGAAUGGGAAGCUUCAGCUUCUUUAUCUUUCAUGGAAUAAACUGACUGGUACUCUGCCUCCUGAUAUGUGUUUUGGGAAUCGGCUUGAGACUCUGAAUACUGAGGAAAAUUUAUUGGUCGGUCCAAUCCCGGACUCACUCGGGAGGUGCGAGUCGCUGUCUGAGAUACGAAUGGAGCACAACUUUCUCAACGGUUCAAUGCCAAGAGACCUCUUCGGUUUGCCCAAUCUCACCCACGUGACGCUGCAGAAUAACCGUUUGACUGGGAAGUUUCCCAUUUCCUCGAGAAACAAUUCUAAAUUGUUUACACUAGAUAUUUCUGACAACAAGAUUCAUGGGGAGCUACCUAGUUGGAUCUGGAGACUUCCCAAUCUUAAAGCUUUGAAUCUUUCUCAUAAUUGUCUAGAGACUCUAGAUGUCAAUUUAAAUUCUCCCAACACUUCCCGAUCCUCGUUGAGCACCUUAGACCUUCACUCCAACCAGCUCCAAGGGCAGCUUUCAACUCUCCCACUGGAAUUUGGAGUAAGUUCAACUCUCCCACCGUCCGCUUACACUCGUCUGCCUGCCACCUCUGUUUUCUUAUCUAGGAAUAAAUUUGACGGGUCAAUUCCUACGUCACUGUGCAACAAUGCCGAUCUUCGUGCUCUAGAUUUGUCCCAUAAUCACUUGACUGGCACGAUUCCCCAAUGCUUAAUUGAAAAGAGUACAAGACUAACGGUAAUGGAUUUAGGGGGAAACAAUCUUAUUGGCGUAAUUCCUGAUUCCUUUCCAGACAAUUGUAAUUUACAAGCUUUGCUUAUGAAUGGAAAUCGACUAGAAGGAGAGCUACCAAAAUCCCUGGCCAAGUGCAAUACAACGUUGGAGGUUUUGGACGUCAGCAACAACCACAUUCAGGAUACCUUCCCAUGUUAUUUGAAGAACAUAUACACAUUGAGAGUCCUUAUUUUGCGAUCUAACCAAUUUUAUGGAUCUAUUAAUUGUCUAGGCGCUAAUUCCACGUGGUCCAACCUUCAAAUUUUAGACUUGGCCUCAAACCAUUUUGUUGGUAAGUUUCCAAUACGUUACUUUUCUAGCUGGAAGGCAAUGAUUGAAACUGAAAAUAAGACUGGAGAUCCCGAAGAUAUAGGGGCAAAUCUCUAUGACGGCUAUCAAAUGACAGUAAGAGUUACAUUAAAAGAUCAAGAAUUGGAGUUGGAGAAGGUCCUAACUAUCUACACCUCACUUGACCUGUCGUGCAACAGUUUUGAUGGACAUAUACCUGCAGAAAUAGGAGAAUUCAAAGCCCUAUAUGCCCUCAACUUAUCUCACAAUGCUUUUACAGGUAAAAUCCCACAAGCUUUAGGAAAGUUGAGUCAGCUUGAGUCACUAGACUUGUCGAGCAACAAACUCAUUGGAGAGAUUCCUCUCCAACUUGCAGACGGUCUUAUUUUCCUGUCAACCCUUAACCUUUCCUUCAAUCAAUUGGUGGGAAAGAUUCCACAGAUCAAGCAAUUUACUACAUUUACAGAAAGUUCAUUUGAAGGAAAUAUACGAUUAUGUGACUUUCCUAUGAAAGAAAAAUGCAUACAUGAAGAAUUGGGACCGUCACCUCCUCCAUCUGAAGAACCUCAUUCGUAUUCUGGGAAUUCAAUUGAUUGGGACUUCUUAAGUGCUGAAUUGGGAUUUGUUUUCGGCUUUGGGAUUUAUAUUGGACCUCUUAUAUUUUGGAAGAGGUGGAGGAAACGCUACUAUAAACAUGUCGAUGACAUUGUUUUUAAGAUGUUCCCUCGGGCAUACAUAAGAAUAGAGAAUCAUCGAAGGCGAGCACACAGGAAUCAAGGACGACAAGCACGAAGGAAUCAAGGUAGGAGGGAUUAGUGAUAGAUACAAGGAGCAAUGCUAGUCAAUGAUGUCAGAUUCUCAAGGUGAAGGUAUCAACAUUGAAGUUUCUUUUAUGUCCAAACAGGCCGCCUUCUAUUUGUGAUCAAGUGACAAUCUAUAGUCGAAAGAUGCCCCAAGAGAUGCACUCUGUGUUUCUUUGUAUUACGUAACAGGCCAAGCCUUGUUCUAGUGUACUAUUCUUCGGUGUUUUAAUUUCUGGUGAUGGGCUGAUUUUGUUGAAUUAUAUGUGGAAUUGUGAAUGCGAAUUGUGGAAUUUUUGGUAAUUUAAUAAUAUUUUAUUAUUAUUUUAGCUAA
Juglans microcarpa x Juglans regia is the source of this 3544-nucleotide messenger RNA. Its product is annotated as leucine-rich repeat receptor-like serine/threonine-protein kinase BAM2. The transcript is spliced from 3 exons. Gene Ontology annotation, molecular function: protein binding. The record is from RefSeq and is a predicted model, not a curated record. NCBI's taxonomy places the organism in Eukaryota, Viridiplantae, Streptophyta, Magnoliopsida, Fagales, Juglandaceae. Bases 80 to 3226 code for a protein of 1048 amino acids.